Messenger RNA from Drosophila kikkawai, 2604 nucleotides. RefSeq names its product RNA-binding protein squid (gene sqd). Gene Ontology annotation, cellular component: nucleoplasm; chromatin. The record is from RefSeq and is a predicted model, not a curated record. Gene Ontology annotation, molecular function: RNA binding. Gene Ontology annotation, biological process: regulation of gene expression. NCBI's taxonomy places the organism in Eukaryota, Metazoa, Arthropoda, Insecta, Diptera, Drosophilidae.
ACACGCUGUCGUAGCAUUUGUCAUUUUCCGGUCGUCAUUCGUACGCGCGACUUUUUGGCGAGUGUGUAAAAAGUAGGCUCCGCCUCUGAAAAAGUGAACCAAAAAGCAAUCUGCUAGCCCCAAACUUCCACAAAGAAAGUUCACACAUCAUAAUGGCCGACAAGCAGCAGGACAGCGAGAUGAACGGCGAGGAUUUCACCAAGGACGUGACCGCCGACGGCCCGAGCUCGGAAAACGGAGACGGGGCCGCCGCCGGCUCCACAAACGGCAGUUCCGACCACCAAUCUGGCCAGCGUGAUGACGACAGAAAACUGUUUGUUGGCGGUCUGAGCUGGGAAACGACUGAGAAGGAACUCCGCGAUCAUUUUGGCAAGUACGGAGAGAUUGAGAGCAUCAAUGUCAAGACAGACCCCCAGACCGGACGCUCACGAGGAUUCGCCUUCAUUGUGUUCACAAGCACAGAGGCUAUUGAUAAGGUCAGCGCCGCCGAUGAGCACAUUAUCAACAGCAAGAAGGUCGAUCCCAAGAAGGCCAAGGCACGACACGGCAAGAUCUUUGUGGGUGGCCUGACCACAGAAAUCUCCGAUGAUGAAAUUAAGACCUACUUUGGACAGUUUGGAAACAUCGUCGAGGUUGAAAUGCCAUUCGACAAGCAAAAGUCGCAGCGCAAGGGCUUCUGUUUCAUCACCUUCGAUUCGGAGCAGGUUGUCACGGACUUGCUGAAAACGCCCAAGCAGAAGAUUGCCGGCAAGGAGGUCGAUGUUAAGCGAGCAACGCCCAAGCCGGAGAACCAGAUGAUGGGUGGUAUGCGUGGUGGACCACGCGGUGGUAUGCGUGGUGGACGCGGUGGUUACGGAGGACGUGGGGGCUACAACAACCAGUGGGAUGGCCAGGGCUCCUACUCGGGCUAUGGCGGCUACGGCGGAUAUGGCGCUGGUGGCUAUGGCGACUACUAUACCGGCGGCUACUAUAAUGGAUAUGACUACGGUUAUGGUGGCGGCGGCGGUAACUUUAACGGCGGAAAGCAGCGCGGUGGCGGCGGUGGACGCCAGCAGCGGCAUCAGCCCUACUAAACGGGCGGGGACGUGGGCAUUGGGUAUAACGCAUUCUCCAGAUAACUACAAACUAUUUGAAUUUUACCUAGUUUAGUUUGUUAUGCAUUACUACAAAUACAACACACACACACAUCCAUCUGAGUAAACGCAUAUAUACUAGUUUGUAUAUAUCUGAAAAAAAAAUAUAUAUAAAACGGUAAAGAGGGACUCAUUGCAUUGAAUAGACUGGCUGGCUGGGAUUAACAUUAUCAACAGCAGCUACCUUUACAACACCUCUACACACACUUGAUGUGUAGCACCAUUCCAACAACAGCAACUUGAGAACAUCAGCAAAGGGAGCAACAAGAACAGCAAGAGUAGCAGUAGUAAAGCAUCAAAUAUACACUUACACACACACUACACACAAAAGCACACAUACGUAUAGUUAGGCCUAGAGAGAUAUAAUUUUUCAGCAAGUGGCUAAUUUUUCAUAGCCACACGCUCAUUAAGCAGGCUAAAGGUAACCACACAAAGCAAGCAAGCAAGCAGCCAACCAACCAACCAACCAACCGCCCACCAACAACCCUUCAACCCUUGGAAAACCCACAAGACAACCUUGCAGAGAAAACAUAGCACACAACAUUUACCAAACUAAAUAAUGCCAUGCCCCGCUCACGUUGUCUGUGUGUCGAAACUAAUUUGUUUUUCUAAUGUAGUCCCAUACAUUAUGCGAGGUAAUUGUUUAACGUGUCAGCAGGACAGGGAAACGGAAGAAAAAAAAAACAUACUUACAAAACAAAAACACAUACAGCUAAAAUGUUUCAUACAUACAAUAGAGUAUAAGUAUUUGUUUAACUUUAGUUAUGAAUUAACUGUAAUAUGUAAUAAUAAUUAUAAACCAAGAAACAAGAAACCAAGCAAGCAAGCAUUGACUGGCUGGAACAUCGAGUUGCAUUGUUCCCGUUCGAUUGAAACAAAGAAUAGAUAAAAACUAUAUACGACAACCGGAAAUACAACCUACAAGAAACAAACAAAUCCACCAUUAUAAUAAUACUGAGCAGAUGAAAGCGAAAACGCCAGAUAAGUUUUUGUUUUCGGGUAUGUAUUUACGCUCAUAGACUACAUAUAUACAUGCAUACAUAAUACAUAUAUCUAUAUUUAUAUACACACUUCGAAAGGGAAGAGAUUUAUAUUUUAAUAAAAGUCUAAAGCCACACAAGAACAUUAUCUACUUACCCUUACUAUUGUAUAGACCACAGCAAGAUUGCGAAUUGUUAAAUCAAAUCUAUGUAUACAUUACUAUAGCUAUAUAUGAAAAAAAUCUAUAUAUGAAAUCGUCCGACAAAAAAGCUAACUGAGAGAGCAGAUGGAAGAUGCCGAUUGUGUGCUGGAUGGGCAGGUUUAGGUAGCAUUUCAAGAAGAGAUCGAUGCGUGUGUAAUUGUAGUUUCUCCCCUUAAAAGUAAACAAAAAAAGAAAACAUUCUCAAGCGAAGAUACAACCUAACUUUACUGAACGAUAAGAGAUCAGACAGUUUUAAAGCGAAUUACAUUAAAGAAACUCUCAAGUAAA